Molecule: messenger RNA, 273 nt
Organism: Parastagonospora nodorum SN15
Lineage: Eukaryota; Fungi; Ascomycota; Dothideomycetes; Pleosporales; Phaeosphaeriaceae
Exons: 2
Coding region: 1-273 (90 amino acids)
Source: RefSeq, a predicted model, not a curated record
AUGCUGGGAGUCAGCCUUGCGCCUCCACAGCCUCCGUACCAAGCUUCUGUCUUCUGGAAGGAAGUGGGCACUAGGAUGGAGACCACACAUCCUUUAGAUCAAGCAAGCUUCCCAGAGCUUCUCGAGCUUCUCCCGCCCAACCUACGCCCAAUGUUGAAGCCAAGCUUUCCCGGCCCGGCCCCAUCUCAUGACCACAUCUCACUCCCUUCCACUGGUCUAGCCUCCGAUACUGUACCUCAGGUUCGAGGCAGCUCCAAUCACUUGACUGGAUAG